GCCUUCGUCGCUGCUAUCAAGCCCCGCCUUUCGAGCCGCCUGAUACGAGUGGUCGCGCAUGCUGCGCAUUUGCCACAAGGCGACACCUGCAGAGACUCAGCCCCUGAUCGUACAGUCACUGAAGUGGUUCACCACUACCAGCUACUCGACUGCUUGGUCGCCCCACAACUGUAAAGCGAUGCAGUCAACCCGGGGACCUGGAGCAACACAGGUCACAACGAGUAGCGACUCAAGAGCGAUGGAUGUAAACGCAUCGGCAGAAGCUAGACCAAAAGGAGAUCAGGCGACGUCCAAGGUCAUUGAACGCAAGCGAAAGAACCGACCCACGUCGUACAUUGCCGUCGUAGCCUUCCUUCUGCCACGGCCAGCAGAAAUCGCCUCGACGUCGCCGGCUUUGGCUAGCAAGUUGGAAAAGCUUGAUGCUAUCAGGAAGAAGUGGGACGCCGCUGAGCCCCGCUGGGUACCGCAUCUCACGCUCAUUCCACCUUUCAUCGUGCCUUUCGAGGUUGACGGCCACGGCGGGAGUAGCGAGGUUGACAAAGAUGCCAAUGGUGUCUCAGGCUGUGCAGCUGAUGUCACAGGGACGACUGUGCUAGCAAAAACGCUCCCAGGUCCGUCCCAUGCCGCAGCCCAUACAGCGCUUCAUCAGCUGACGGAGCGUAUCCAGCAAGCCGUAGCCGCCGUACCACGACAUCGUCUGGUGCUCGAUGAUGUUGGCAUCUUCAAACUGAGCAAGUAUUCCAAUGUGCAUUUAAGACCACGGCCAAGGCAGCGUGUCAGCGAAGAGGAUGGCCUUUCAGCGCCUGGAGCGGAGCAGGGCUGGUUCAUCGAGAUGCAAAGGCUGAUUCAAGACGCCUUGCCAGAGACCAGGCAGGCGGGGAGGGGAAGUAGUCGAGGUCGAGGGCAAAGCAGGGGCACAAGCAGGGACCCAGGGCGAGUCGGUGGGGGGAGAGGUAAGCAGGAUCGCCCUUUUGCCCCCCAUGCUUCUCUCGGGCAGGCUCAUAGUGAGGCCCAACUGGAAGAGCUAAAGGCGCUGGGUUUUGAGCUCUGUACGGCGCUAGCUGCGCCUGGAGAAGGUGAUCGAAGUGAUGUUGGGACUGUAGAGGGUCCGGCAAAUGGCACAGUAGCAGUCAUCUCUGAAGAAACGGAGGAUAAAGACGUCAGAUGUGGCUGUGGCAUUGACAUCGAAGUGACCAAGAUAGCGCUCAUGGCCAAGCCACAGGGGCGGGAGGGACGGUACGAUGUCUUCAGCGAAAUCACCAUCGACUAGCUUUGAAGUUGUAAGAUUGCAAGUGCAGUCGCGGGUAGUCUCUCGUGUCAUGCUAUCGAAGUCAUUUCUCAAUCGUGGUCAUGUCGCAGCCCUCCGUGACACCUCCAACUCGAUGUUGCUCACCUCGG
Messenger RNA from Jaminaea rosea, 1398 nucleotides. RefSeq lists its product as hypothetical. The transcript has a single exon. The record is from RefSeq and is a predicted model, not a curated record. The coding region runs from base 59 to 1270 and encodes 403 amino acids. Lineage: Eukaryota; Fungi; Basidiomycota; Exobasidiomycetes; Microstromatales.